UUGCAUUAUAUUUACGAACUUCUGCUUAAUCUGUGGUCUUCUGACUGUCAAAAAAAACAUCCUUUUUUUACUCUUUACGCAUCGCAUAAAACUAAACCUUACUAUACAAAUGUGACAUGUAAUAGAAUGAACUUUGCGAGAAACACAGAUAUUACCCUCUACAGAUAAUACCGGCUUACACCUACAUAAUUGAGUGUAUAGGCUAUACAACACAUAACUGUAGUUACAGAGCCCCUCAUGGUUGCCAUCUGCAAUAUAUUAUAAUGUUGUCAGCCAGCAGCAUCUGAAAAUUUUCUGUGAUCACAGCUGUUAUUUGCGGCCAAUUGUUGUGUAUUUGAUCUAAUGUUUUGUGUCAUUGUUAAAUUAUGCCUUAUGUUUUAGUUACUACACAAAUUAGACUGGAACGUGGACCAACUAUCGUAGGAGACGAAUUUUCUGAUACGGAAUUGAUGUCGUAUUUGGGUGCCGUUAAGAAGACCGAGCCCGGAAAUAAUUUUGCUGUGUAUGUUGCUGAACAUCCUCCUCGCUUGAUUCUCAAUAAAUUGGAAGUCAGAGGUUACAAGCUGGUCACCACGUGCAGCCAGUGCCUUCCCCUUGAUUAGAUGAUUUUUCAAGCCCUUCGAAUGUUAAUAUUGCUUAAUUUAUGAAUACAUAUUUUGUAACUUUUCUUCAAGGGUUAAGGUGGAAAAUAUUACUUAUGAAAUGUCAAAAGGCAAGGGGGUAUACUAUAGGUUCAGAACCUGUGCAGCAUGUAUACCAAGGUGGUAUGUGAAGUCUCUUCAUGGUGUACACAAGAUAUAUUUCAUACAUUGUCAAAGACAGGUUGAAGGGGACUGAUAGCUGUCGACAAUUUAGAAUUUGAUUUUGUAAGUUUGCUUAAAAUAAAGUUUUAUAUGAUUAUCUUGUUUGUACAACACAUAUCACAUAUGGUUUGAAAUAAGAAUUAAGUCUCCAUUGAAAAUGGGCAUGUGAAAUAUUGCCCUGAGGCCAGGGGAUGCAUGAACUUUUCAGAAAGGCUGGGGUAACGUUUUUAAAUGUAGAUGACGGACUGUGACACGUCAAUUUUGUUUGUUAUUAACUGUGUUCUACAAGAAGACUUGUGCAUAUUUUGGGCAUGCUACUUUGUAAUCCUAGUUUAUGUAGAUUUCUGAGUAUUUUGUUCAGGUCAGCUCAUCAUUCCUUAUAAAUUAAAAUGUUAAUAGAACCUUA
Zootermopsis nevadensis is the source of this 1209-nucleotide messenger RNA. The record is from RefSeq and is a predicted model, not a curated record. Lineage: Eukaryota; Metazoa; Arthropoda; Insecta; Blattodea; Termopsidae.